CAACUUCACUAUUGGUACCGCCAUUUUGUCGUUAUCAAGUUUUGCUGUCAUAUUGCUGAAUUUCUCAUCUGUUUGCCUCACAGUUCGCCCGACGCCAGUUGUAAUCACCAUGAGUUCAUACAGCCAAGCUCUUGACCUCGUCAUCAGGUUCCCUUUGAACUUUGACAUCUGGGCCCCUCCUCGCCAACGUCCUACUGGGAGAUACAUGACCAUCCUUGAGCCCCUGUCUGAGCUGCCCGUCCCUCCCACCUCCCUCCCUGCCCCUCUCUCUACCCCUGUCCUCCGUGAUGCCCCUCACUUCGUCGAUAUCAACCUCGAUGAUGACGACACCCCGACCCAGUCCCCAGUUCGAGUCUUCCUGUCACGUGUGUCUGGAUUCUUGAGGAGAGUGUUCCGUGUCAAGAUGGACGCUUAGAGUGAC
This is a messenger RNA of Haliotis rubra (blacklip abalone), 421 nucleotides long. RefSeq lists its product as uncharacterized. The record is from RefSeq and is a predicted model, not a curated record. Lineage: Eukaryota; Metazoa; Mollusca; Gastropoda; Lepetellida; Haliotidae. Bases 110 to 415 code for a protein of 101 amino acids. The transcript is spliced from 3 exons.